Haliotis rufescens (red abalone) is the source of this 10893-nucleotide messenger RNA. Its product is annotated as voltage-dependent calcium channel subunit alpha-2/delta-2-like. Bases 917 to 4408 code for a protein of 1163 amino acids. Gene Ontology annotation, cellular component: voltage-gated calcium channel complex. The record is from RefSeq and is a predicted model, not a curated record. Gene Ontology annotation, molecular function: voltage-gated calcium channel activity. NCBI's taxonomy places the organism in Eukaryota, Metazoa, Mollusca, Gastropoda, Lepetellida, Haliotidae. The transcript is spliced from 22 exons.
UUUUGUUUAUGUUAAUCAGUCAUUUUCUUAAGAUUUUAGCACCUGUUAUAAAUACAUUUAAGUGUCUACCAACAUAUAGACCUACAUAACCUUAUUUUGUAGUUAAAAUGUUGUUUGGUUGCUUGCAAUCGUUGAGAUGUGAAGCUAUCGAUCGAAAUCGACCAUUCAGCAUACUGACACUAGAACUCUUCUUAUUCAAUGACAGCCAGUAGGCCCAGUCAACAGGAAUACCAAAUGUGAUUUUGUUAUCAGCCAAAUAAUAUUGUAUUUAUGUUAACCUAUUUGUCAUUAGAUGUAGCCAUUUAGAUUAUGAUAAACAAUCUGAAUGACUGUAAACAAAAAGAUGGACACACAAUUCAGACUACCAUGAUCAAAUACACUUUGCAUUGAUAUCUAUACAGAUCUAUAGCAACGUUCUUUAACAUAGCUGUCAAUAGUGUGUUUCCAAUGGAUACAGUAUAUUGAGCAUGGGGUCAUUGGUUUUCUGUUGCCAUAUAUCCUUGCUUGGUAUGUAGUAAGGGUGUGCGGUAUUACCGGUACACCGGUAUAUUGUGGUGCAAAUCUUCAGCAAUACGUAUUGCGAUACGUUUGUAAAUGUAGCAAAAUAUUGUGGCAAAUAUAAAUAAGUAUCGAUAUGGAGAUGAAAAAUAGAAUCUUUCUGAUACAACUUGCCUCUGACUAUCUUUUUAUCAAUUAGCGUGUACACAUCGCGACUAUCCAGCUCCUCACAGCGAUAGCCCAUCUGCGGAGCACUCUAUACCGAGUGUGUAAUGAAGAUGUCAUGUGCUGGGAAGGACCUUGAUGGUAUCUGUCAUUAAUACAGGAUGUUGGAUGGAAGAAAAAAUGUGAAAAUGAUUAUAGCAAACUGACCUGGUUUGUUACCUGCCUUUUCAUUAUUAACAGUUGAAUAAUUGAAAUGAAACCAUUUGGAGCAAGUCUUAUCUUCAUCAGUUUCUUUUACUCAUGUGCGUCAUACCCUGGCGAGGAAAAACAUGACAUUGGCACUCUUGCAGGAGAUAUCCAGAACUGGGCCAUGCUCAUCCAGAAUUACAUAUUGCAGCUGGCUGGGGACGGCAUCAAGAGAGAUGUAACACAGGGCUACCUGGACCAGGCUAAUUACACAUUUGAGAAGAAAAACGGCGAAACGAUUGUCAAAGUAGUUAAAGAAACCCUUGGAGACUACUUCCGGAAAAAGAAGAAGGCUGCUGAAAGGCUAGCGAAGACAGUUCGUAAGUUAUAUGAUGACUAUUUGGCUGAAAACAGAACAUCCAAUGUGACACGAUUGAAGGAUCUGAGAGCAGACGAAUAUCGAGACUCGGACAUUCCUUUCUUACUGCCUAAAGAUCUCAGGUUUAACCCAUAUUUUCGACAAGGAGUCAGUACCAACUGUUCAACAAUAAAAAUAGCAGAUGAGGUACCUCGAGAUGACCCCACUGUCAUCAAUACGAUCCUCUUCACAGCUGGAUUAGAAAAAGUGUUCCAUGAGAAUGCUGACAGAGACCCCCUACUCAGGUGGCAAUACUUUGGCUCCACGACUGGAGUAACUCGUCUGUUCCCUGGCCGAGAAUGGUCCACCAAUUUUGCUGGCUUCUACAACGACUACGACCCGCGUGUACGUCCCUGGUACAUUGCUGCUACUAGUGGUCCCAAGGAUGUGGUUAUUGUUCUGGAUUGUAGUAAGUCAAUGGCUGGUGAGAAGUUCUCUAUUGCAAAGGGUGUGGCCAAGGCUGUGAUCAACACACUGACCAAACAGGAUUAUGUUAAUGUCAUCUGUGCCAGAGCCAGCCACUGGGAUGAGGUGGGGAAGUGGCACUACUUCACGACGGAGGUGCUGAGUUGUCAAACAGAACAGAUGGUGCAAGCAACCAUUGCCCAUAGGAAGGACCUCAUAGAGAAGAUAGAGAAGUUAAAGGCUGGAGGGACCAGUGAACUGGGGAAGAGCUUUGCGAAGUCAUUUGAGCUUCUCAACAGUAGUCCACAGACUGGAUGUCAGGCUCUCAUUGUUUUUGCCACGGAUGGGAAGGACACAGAUGGAGAGCAGGUCCGUUGUGGACCAGGGUACUACACAAGGAGCGGCUAUGUUCCUGGACCCAUCUGCAAGUACAACUGGACCAAAGUAUGGGAUGUUAGCGACAUGCAGAACAAGAAACUUGAUCCACAGGCUCGUAUCUUCAGCUAUCUGAUUCGAGACGAUGCUGAGGAGUUUCCAGGGAAACUGGCAUGUUCCCACAGAGGAAGCUUCAAGAAGCUGAUGACUGGGGAGAACCUCAUCUCCCAGAUGGGCAACUACUUUGAGUUCCUGUCUGGCAAUGCCAAGAGCAGCAAGGCACUGUGGACGUCCCCCUACCUUGAUGCCUGGGGCCUGGGUCUCAUGAUCACACACACCAUCCCAGUACUCAGUCGCAUCACCGGCAAGUACAUAGGAGUUGUUGGUAUUGAUGCCACCCUGGACGAGAUACAAAACUUCCUCACCAAGCACCAGUGGGGCAACGUCUACUCCUUCCUCAUUAACAACCAGGGGGAGACAAUCUACCAUCCCAGGCUUACACCUAGCAAGAAGCUGCUUGAUGAUCCCAUCUUCAUCCCGAUCUCCCAUAUGGAGAUUGACCAGUAUGGCAACCCUCCUGAGUUCUCCACCAUAGAGAGGGAGAUGAAAGCUGGGAACACUGGCAAGAUUAGGGUGAAGGGAUCCGAAGACAAUACCAAGACUUUCUUCUAUGGUGCUCUUGAAGAAUCAGAAUACUCCUUUGCCUAUUGCCUCACUGACAUGGAUCUUGAAUUCCGUCGCUCUCAAGAGCCUGUGGACAGAUCGAAGUACGUGGAGAGCUACUUCAACCUGCUGAAGGAGUACACAAGUGACCUGCUUCGGGAACAGCUUCCAGGGACGUUCCACCAGCUUGACGUGAGGGAGAAGGAAAAGCGCUACCCCGGGCUGAGGAUCUCUUACAAGUACUCCACAAUCUUUCUGGCCCCCAAGACCUGGUGUGACCCCACCACCUACAUGUAUGAUGACAACCUGGACAAGAAGACCCUGGACGCUCAUCUGUGGAUCAACAGUUAUCAGAAGGAUGAAGGGUGUGACUCUGGCAACCAGAAGUUCCACAAGGGCGUUCGAGCCGAUGUUUUGCUGACUCAGCCUAUUGAGAGAAUCUGGGCCACUCGAGACUUUGAGUCCAUCAAUCAAAUCAAGUGGACAAAUGUUGGCUUACGGAGUGGCGUGUUUAGGACUUACCCAGGUCACAGGUCAACCAGAGGUUACGACCCCACCAAACGCCCAUGGUACAAGAGAACAAGCUCUGCCCCGCACAAGACGUCUAUCUCAACGCCUUACAUGGACGCUGCAGGUGUAGGCAAGAUUAACACUAUAUCACAAGCUGUGUUUGAAGGAAUGACACCUAAGACAGAUGAAGAAUGUGCCAAGUAUGAGAAGGGAUCUCUCCUUGGGGGAUGCAAGUGUAACCUGGACAGUGAUUGUCUUAUAAAGGUUUGUUAUCUGAGCAUGGCGCCAGGUCCGAACUCAGACCAGCGCCGAUGUGCCACAGAGCGAGUGGAAGCUGUGACUGGGCUGGACAUUCUAUACGAUGACUUCCAGAAGAAGACCAUGGAGAGCAUGCAGGCCAGUGACUUCCGCAAGUCCUGUGGCCAGACCUACUUCUGCCCUGAUGGAGAGCCAGACUGUGAGACCAGGUGCUACCUGUUCGACAACCAGGCCUACCUGGUGAUGGACCCUGACUUCCUGUUGGCUGGCAACCUGGACAAGAGCAAGUAUGCUGGAGUCACACUUGGCAAGAAAGAAGGCGAAGUCAUGAAACAUCUCGUCUACAAACAUGGCUUCUUUAAACGAACUGAGUCAAUUAAUUUUCAGGGCACCUGUCGUAUAACUCCUGCAGAAGCUAAGGUGAGCCUGCUGGGCAUCCCCAAGAAGCCUGAGGAGCUGGACGACUAUUUCAGGAACAGAGGCCCCAUCCCCAAGUUCCACAGUGAAUUUGGCUGUAUCCAGGAUGUGGUCAGCUACAAAGCCAAUGACUCUGCCCUUGGUCCUAGUGGUAUGGUGACUGGCAAUGUAUCAGGGCCGUGCAUGUCAGGGUUCUACUAUGUGACUGCCCUGCCUCUCACAAACCUCUACCUGCUUGUGAUAGAGAACUGGAAGCAGUACAGGGAGAGCCUGUUCUACAAUUUCAACUGCAAGAUUACAAGAACCAUUGUUAACUCUGGAGCCUAUCGUAUCGUGAACGGCACAUGUGCCCAUGAAGAGACGACCCACAGUACCCUGGCAGAGGAGGACAAGUGCCCCGCCCUCCGUGACCUGCCCCUCAAAUGCCAGUACACCACAGCUUCCAGUCUAACAGCAUCGCUAUUCCUCAUUCUUGGUGCUCUUGUGCUCUCCCUACAAGCCUUUAACUGGUAGUACAGCACUCCGUCAAGGUGAUUCCAAUAUUAGGAACUGUCACAUUUUCAGUUACCGUGUAACAUGGUGCAACAGGCAUGAAUGUAAGUGAGUCUCUGUUUUCGAGGAACAGUGAUCUCUUGUAAGUCACUAGUCCCUGCAAUGAUGUAAAUACGGUAUGCAUUUCUGAAAUUGUGUCAUUUCACUAGUCAUAGUGAUACUUUAUCAUUAAAUAUCGAGCAGUGAUGCUUACCAGUGUUUCUAAAGUAGAAGUAAAUGAAAGGGUAAUCCCAUAAUAAGCAUCAUGUUAAUUUGAAAAUAGCCUUGGAGAACUAAUUUCAUCAUGAUCCUAAACUCUGUUAUGUACUGUGAGAAUAAUAGUGUAGAAUACUCAGCCAAUAAUGUGAUAAGGCCACUCUGUAUGAUACUCUCGAUGUCCUACUUGUAUUACUUAGUAUGAUCUCUAAUGUUUGAAAGUCACUGGAUUUAUGUUAUCCUGGUGUCUGUAAUUGCUGUGACUGUUCAGCUUCAGAGACAUGUAUGACAAGGAUUUAUGUAGAAAUUAUGCUCUUGCAUUGAGCUCAGUAUCCAGUUGUACUUCUGACUUUUUGUAAAUAUUUCACAUUUUACAAAAUAUGUGCAAUAUUCAGUCCAAUAUCAUUGCAUGUUAGCAGUUGUUUUGAUUAUUCAUUCCACUGAUUAGUCAAGUAGGAGCUGUUAGUUACAGCAAGAAAUGUAUAUACAUAUCAGGUAGGCAAAGCUGAUUAAAAGUCUGGACACAGCCAAGUUAGCUACAGUUGAUCAGGUGGGUGUUUCAUAUACUCCCAGUCAUGAUAUGGCUGAAAUAUUGCCAAUGUGAUGUUAAAUUUUGACUCACUCGCUCACUUAUAUACUCAGGUAGGCAAAGCUGAUGAAAGUUGGGUAAAUUUCAUGACACGCUAUUAAUGCUUUAACUCUUGUCCAGAUCAGUAUGUGUCUAAUUUAGUGUGGUAAUAUGGUUUGAAACCUAAUAUUAAUCUAUAUAUUGUGCAGUCCGACUACGAGUUGAUUUCCAUUACUUAGACACUGUCAGAACCAUUAGUCAAUGUAUGAUGGUGACAUUGCAUCAUUUCAGCAUAAGAUGUAUAGUUAUGUGAACUUUGGCAUUGUAAUUCUGUCAUGUGAACUCCAUACAGCACACUUCAAGGUUAAAGGGGGACGAGGCUCUCACAAAUACUCAUUACUUGCUAGUUUUGGGGGCAUGGGUGGCUCAGUUGUCUAAUAUAAGGCGCCGGCAAUUCGCUGUGCAGAGUUGCGUCCUUUGGACACGCCAGAAACCUUUGAUCGUGAAUUUGAAUCCUAGUUUGCCCUGAUAAUGUUUCUAGGUUUGUCAGCACCAUACCCGUGCUUGUAGGUUUCACCAAAUUUGUAAACGUCUAAGACCUGCAUCACUUCGGAUUUUUCUCCUACAUCAAGCUGACAUGCCAUUAAAUAACUGGAAUACUGUUCAAAGCGGUGUAAAACCUAACUCACUCUCUUACUCUUGCAAGACUCCUGAUUGUGAUUCUUGGUUUGUCAUCCUCGUACUGGAGCUCUUGUGUUUCACCCAAGUGGUAAGUGUCUAAGACCUGCAUAUGACACGAUCCUUCCAUAAAGUGGUAUGCUUGUCGUAAGAGGCGACUAACAGGAUUGGAUGGUCAGGCUCGCUGACUUGGUUGAUGCAUGUCAUCGGUCCCGAUUGCGUGGAUCAACGCUCAUGAUGUCAAUCACUGGCUUGUCUGGUCCAGACUCGAUUAAUGACAGACUGCCAUUAUAUAGCUGGAAUAUUGUUGAGUGGGGCGUUUAACAACAAACAAAUCUACCGUGUCUACUGUUGUAUCUAAUUCUGUCUACUGUUGAAUGUAGUUGUCUAGUGAUGUGCGGCGUUAAACAACAAACAAACAAACAAACAAAAAACAAAGUGGUGUUUUCCCUCACUCACUUGAUGUUUUAUUUCAAUCAAGCUGUUACUACAAGACAAAUUACAGAGACAAGUUUUCCAACUGCGCCACACACUAACGCGACUCAUGGCACGAAGCAAGCAGCCACAGGCCUUGUCUGUCUUUAAUAUUCAUCACUUUCCAUGUACAUAGAUGAUAGAUAGUUACUGUGGUGACCAUUCCCGAGAGCAAUAUACAAUCACAACAAUCAUUCCAGAUGUAAUGUUUUGAUACAUGACCGUGUCGUUUAGUGUGAGAAGUUCAUUAUACACAUUCCUUAUAUAUCUGCUUGGUCCUAGUGUUUGCUCCACUGCUUAUCCUCUGUGAUAUUAGUGUCAGAUGUUUCAGGAUAAAGUAGCCAUAUGUCUCUGGUUGAAUAUGAUUCCUGUUUAGUAUAAGGAACGUAUAUUUGCUGUAUUCAUUUCAUUCUUUUGUGAAAGUCUUGCAUGGCAAAAUGGAAAGCUUGGAAUAAUGUCUUAUACCAAAUUAUUCCACACAAUAUUGCACGAAAGGGUGAUAUUAAACAAGGAACUGUCUACUCAUUGUUUGAAAUUAAGGAGCCCCACAGUAAUUGAACCUAGGGACCUACUAAAUCUUUACCUUUUGGUCAUGACAAGGACUUCUUGACUCUCAAGCUUAAUUUCGUAUCUACUGAUGCAUCGUUUUUAGUGCAAGGAAAAUUGCUUCAAAGCAAAUCUCGGAAAUCAUCAAAAUCAGUCAUUUAGAAAAUAGAUAGAGAUUGCAUAAUUUCUAAAACAUUGUUUAUUGUAUUAUUGUAUUAUGAAGUAUGAAGUAUGGGACUUACACAUUGAUCAAUACUCAAAAUACCGAGGUAUUUGUAAAACAAGUCAGUGGCAGACGAAACUCUAUGUGAUUUCAUCUACAUAUGGUUGUAGUGGUGCACUAGGACCUCUUUUAAAAGACUAAAACAGACACAGUGUGUGCUGAACUUGGUGGGCCUCUGGUAGGAUUUGUACGAGUAAGAGCUUCCAAUGAAGUGGAAUGUUUUAUACUACAAAUGAUACUGUUAUUAAUUAAUCUUGAAUUAAAUCAGGUGCUCAGUUUGCAAGCAUCCAAUCUCUACUCAGUGAAUUUGCUGAACAUGUGGUAUUUAACAUAUGGAAAUAGCAUACAGUUCAAUGGGCGUGUCCUGAACUCUUCUGUACUGAUAGUUGAAUGUAAUGUUGGUUUGAGGGUUUUAAGUUUCAUUGAUUAUGAAUAUGAGCUUUUGGGAUAGAGAGAGCAUAGGACUAGUGGCAGGUAUCACAAACUGAUUGCCUGGUGCAUCCAGAAAAGAGAGAGAGUUGUAGGCACACUUUAACAGAGACAUUAGUACAUGGCGAAAUGUCACCUUUUUUAGUUUUAUGCGAAGUUUUUGCACUCAUUCAACUCUCACACAAGGUUCAAGAAAUCUUUAAUCUAAAUAUUGACCUCUCUACAGUCUUUGUCACAUAUAUCGUCUAUCAAUAAUCAGCUAAUACACGUUUCAGCUUGUGGUGAGAAGGAACAAUUACUUUGUUUGGAUGAUAGAUAAAAUGCUAAUAAUAUAAACCAUGCUGUGAGACAUGCCAAUAAUGAUUACUGUUGUUAUUUAUUAAAUUACUCAUUUUAUCUCAGAUAUUUGUAAUUGCCUCAAUUUGGGGUUGGCAUGGUUACUAGUUUUUAACCAAUUUAUGUUUUAUCACAGAGGGCUUGGCUGUGAGUUAGUGAUAACAUGUUGAGGUUGUGCAUUUUCUUGUCAGUAUUAUUGCUGUUACCAAAUCAAACUGAAUAGUUAUAGAGCUCAAGGUCACAAUUAGCUGCUCGUCCGCCAUACUGAGUGUUUUCAUUUUUCCAUUAUUGAAGGCUGCAACAUAAUAAAUGGUUCUCAGGCAUUGACUCCUUAGAUUUUGGCACCAGGUUACUUCUUUUUAUUAUCAAGUGUGAAAUAGUUUGCUCCUGGAUAAGACUUUCUUUUCCAGGUCCGGACCAAUUUACUGUCUGGCUUUACAAUGGGUCAUGAACAUUGUGGCCAUGGACCCUAAAUAUAGAUAUUUAACGGACUCUCCAUCCAAAAGAGCGAGUAAGGGGAGUAACCAUUGCAAACUACCGUGCGGUAUAGACUGGUGGUCCCCUGCCUCUGUUGCCCACGCUACACGAGCAUGAGGGCAGGUGACCUGUCCAGCGCACAGCAGAGAUCAUGAGUGGUGGGCACAGCAGCCUCGAGUCCAUCUUAGUGUCCAACUCCAAGGUGUUGCAAGGGGUUAUGUUGCAUUGUUGUUCCAGGAUAGUUUUCACCUAAAUAAUGAAUCAAACAGCAUUUGUAUUUAUUAAUCUUUUUGUAACUCCUGAAAAAUUGAUGGAGGGCCUAUCUAUAAAACCCGAAAAUAAUUUGGUAUAGCUCAGCUUUCAUGAACAGUGUUGAUACUAGUGAGUACUGGCAGAGAACCAUGCAUCAUGUUUUGGCCAAUAAUGGUCAAUAUGUAAUCAUUUCAAAUUUAUCUUUUGACGCAUACCUGCACUCUCAAUAUAGGUCUGUUGUAAUUGUUGUUUAACAACGAAGUGUGUAUUCUUGUGAUGUUACCAUGGUUACAUUGUAGUACAGUGCUCGUUGCCAUGGGUUAGUACAUUUCUCAUUACUGCUGUGUAGUAAAGUGCUCAUUCACAAACUUUUGUACCCUGUUAAUGUCAUAGAUAUUGCUGUGAUCUAUCUGCGUGUCUUUAUACAACGAAACCAGCUUCAUGUAAAGAACCAAGAUUUUUGUUCAAAUUGUUGUGAAAAGCUUCCUGCCAAGUGUUAGUCAAUUUGUUAGAAUCACACACAAUUCAUCAAGGACCACUUUCCAAAGUUCCUUAAACCUCACAGAAAUCAUGUAUCUCAAAUCUUUGUUAACUAUUUGUACAUAUUUGAUAGAUAUUUGCAUUGAGUUUUAGAAUGGCUCAAUAUGAAGAUCAAGGGUGAAUUCAUACACCGAAACUUUCAUGCACUGCGAUACAUGAUACAUACAGACUUGUAUCGUGGUACAUGACAAUAGAAAAUGAUGUGUUGUUUACUUAUGAAAAAGUAAUCCUGUUUAAAUAGGUAUAAAUGAUAGCUUGAGAGGCCACCCACAUCCUACAGAUCAGCUGUUUGAGAUAAUUUUGCUUCCCCGUUACUUUUUGUGAUGAACAGUGAACACAGAAGGAACAGUCUUUCGCCAUUUUUCACUCAUCUGCAAUACAGGAGUACGCCUAUUCAUGUCCUUCGUGUUGAUAUUCUGGCUUAUUCAGAUGUGUAUCAUAUUGAUUGUAUUCAAAUAAAAGUGAAAACAAUUUGAAUUACUUGAGUGUAGAAAUUAUUUUUUUUACAAAAGUGUUUGUGAUAAUUUUAGUGAUGUUUACUUAAUACCCAAAGCAUGUCUAUAUAUCCAGCAUAGUGCCAUGUGCUAGAAAGGUGUGUCAGAGAAAAAGAGCAAUAAAUAGUUAGGAUUUUCUCAAUACAGAUAUGAAGCAGCCUGUUAUUCAUGAUAUAUGUAGUAUGUAAUACAAGAUUGAUGUAUGUCGCUUACAGUUCCAAAUUCAAUUUAGCGCAGUUAAAUCUACAGGUAUCCUAGCUAUAAAUUUGAAAACACAGUAUGUUUAUCUCCUAAUUCACUCACUCACUCACUGUUAGUACAUGUUACCUAAAACAAUAUCCAUUUGUUCCGGUACUGUUCAAAAACCCACCAUGACCUAGUGGGGUUUUGCAGAUACAUGGUGCAUUUCAUUAAGGCACUGCAGGUUGUAGAGAAGUAGGAUGAAUAGUACUCAUUUUAUAAGUGUCAAGUUAUGAUCAGGAACCUUUUUGGCGCAUGGGAUAUGCAUAAUUUAGGAAAUGAGGACAAUGUUUACAAAUCAUUUUCAAAGUUAUCAGUGUUAUGUUAUGUGUUCCUAUGAAUCAGAAUUAGACUUUUUUCAUUUCAACACUUGUGCAUAUCACCAUGUCCAAUAUUUGCAAGUGAAUGUAAAAAGACUUUUCAACGACUUCACCAUUUUCCAUUUCCAGGGGGCCAGAGAGGGCCCUUAUUGCACCUCGUCCUUUGACUUGGAGCAUAAUACCAUGAUCAUAUUGUGGGUUUCUAGUCAAACUUAGCAGUCACAGUGUUGUUUCAGAAAAAAGCACAACUUUGUCUAGUGACCACCAUGUAUUUAAUCUAUUGUUGAUGAUCUCAUAGAACACUAACGUGGACAUUUUGCCAGAUUUCUUGUGUGCACAAGCAACUUAUUUUUCUUCUUGAAAACUUCUUCCACUACACACUGGAAUUUGUUUUUGUUACUGUGUGGAGAUUUAGAUGUAUAUACAUUUUACAAGUUUAUUCCAUUGUUUUUAUACAUAUUGAAGUUGCACUCAUAUUUGUGAUGUCUUCAAAUUUGGUUUGUCUACACUUUUUUGUAUAUGUAAGAUUGUUUUCAGUCGUGUUGAUUUUUUGUUUUGGCUUUUUUAGUUGAAUGUACUUAUAUUUUACAUUGUUAAUAAAGUUUUGAAAUGAUUCACGUUCUAGACACAUGAUCAAAAUUUAUUUAUCAAGUUAAUAAAAGUAUGUCACAAUA